UUGUUUGGUCCCGACUUCCUUGGUACGUCUUGAUGGGACCCUCCAAGCUAUGACGCCAUGUGGAGACAUCUGCAGCGUGAUCGGGGGCCAACCGGCGCCCCUUCGGCUCCGCAGGUGCCACAUGCCUUCCAAAGCGGAGGUAGCCGAGGCAGUUUAUGCAGCCGCGCCAGAAGGGCCCCGGCGAGGAGGACCACUGUGUUGCCGACGGCAGUCAGCUCGGUGGCCCUCUUUUUCACGCUGGGUUUCUCCGUGGCCAAGGCGGACUUGACCUUCAAGGUCUUUACUCGCGAUCCGCAGGGCUAUGCCUCGCACAUCCGCUUAGUGGACGGUUCGCAGAUCGAGUACUUCUCCGAUGAGUUCAACGAGCUUUGCACCCAAGUGGGCGCGACACCGGUGUCGGCCAACAACCCCAUCGGUGCAGGCUGCGAUGUGGCGGGUGGCAGCUGCGUUCAGGGCAUCUCUCAGCGAUUCCAACAUCCACAGGUGAGGGAGGUGGAUGCCGCAGCCCGUGCUGAGUUGCCAGAGCAUCAGUACUUGGAAGAUGGGCAGCUGGACAAUCCCUACUCGGGCCGUGUCAGUGCGGGCAACUACACCGAAGUGAUCACCACCAAGGAGUUCAUCCCGGAUGGCGAUCUACUUCCGGUGCCGCACACGCGCACGCAGCUCUGUCACUACGCCUUGCGGCUCACGCAACCCGUGAGUGCGCAGAAUUCCGCUGCUUGGAGCCGAUUCAAACAGCUGGUGGCCUACGGCUUUGAGACUGAGUUCCACUUCCGCGUCUUCCAUCGCACCAAGGAGUGCUGGAUCGGCGAGUGGUGUGAGCCCGCAGGCGCCGAUGGCUUCGCUUUUGUGGUGCAGAACGAGGGACGCAAGAUUGUGGGUAAUGACAUCUCGGGCAAUGGCUACGGCUUCCGCUACAGUUUGGCGGUGGAGUUCGACAUGUAUCGCAACCCGGACCUUGGGGAGCUCACUGGGAACCACAUCAGCGUGCAUGUGCCACCGCGCAAAGGAGAGCCCAACUCGGCGGACCACCGGCUCUCAUCGAUUGCCUAUACCGACGACAUUCCUCCACUGCAAGAAGGGACACAUGUGGUGCGCAUCGUCUAUGAUGUCAGUAGCAUCCGCUGGGAUGAGUACGGCACGGACUUCGACUCGGACGCCACCGGUGACUUCCUGCGGCUGCAGCACAGUGGUCGUGCAGGUCUCCUGUCGGUGGAGCUGGACGGACGUCGCGUCAUCGUGGUGCCUGUGGACCUGGCCAACAUCGUGAACGUGGACGGCACUGAGAAGGCCACCGCCAACACGCCCAGGCAACCGGAUCCUGAAGCUUAUGACGAGAAGGGCGCUAGUCCUGGACGUGCAUGGGUGGGAUUUAGCAGCAGCACCAGCUACUUCCAAUUCCAGUCUGUGGAUAUCCUUUCCUGGACCUUCCAGGAGUAUGCGGCCUGCCCCUUGGACGGCGUGGAGGAUUCCCGUGCCACGAUCCGGGGCCAGGGACCAGAGGUGCACUGCAUCAUCCGAAUGGGAACCUUGGGUCGGAGCACUUGCACAUGGGAUAGAAGGCAGAACUGCAGCCUCAUCAUCCAGAACGCCGGACGCUCUGCCAUCAAGAUCUCUGCACACACCAGCCAUCAUUUGCCCCAUGAGUACGAAGGCUGCGACAACGGCAUUUUGGAGUGGGACGCGAUGCAUCCCUGGUUCCUGGGCUGUCGCCGGACGGUGCGCUUCACCCAUGAGCUGCAAGAGCUCUGGAUCACCUCCCUGGACGGGGUUCGGGCGCUCACCAUCAGCGAUGAUCAGAUCUUAGGGAAGUCCCCCGUGCUGUUCAAGCGCGAGCGACUCUUCCAGUAUUGCGUGAUGGAGCACAAGUACGACCCCUUCACCUUCUACUUUGCAGAAUGCAAUUGCGAGUAUUGCAUGCGCCUCCUCACCAUCUCCAACCUCUACAACAUCCUCUACCAGCACCAAUGCUCUGCCCGAUAUGGCCUAUACUGCCCCUGCUUCGAGGCCUCCGAGGUGCAGCACGACACCUCCACUUGGACCACCCUCGAGCCCUUACGCCAUAUGAGGAUCCACAUUUGCCGUGGCUGCGCCUACACCUCACACUGUGCCAAAAUGCUGAAGGUGGCUACCUGUGAAGUCUCCGACACAGGAUAUCAGCUGGGAAAUCCCUUUGCGCCCACCAUUUUGGAGAACGGCUUCCAGAACACCUCCUUGGAUCAAGAUCGUGUUCCGACCGGGUACCUCCGUGGAGAUGCUUGUAACUGCGAGCCGCAGGCGCAGCACUUGGUGCUCUUUCAAGGUCGCCGAGAAGCGUGCCCUUGAGGAAGAGUGGGAGCAUCUGACCAGGCAACUUGAUGUUGUAAACAAGCGGCUGAAAAGGUUGGAGGCCUCUGACCAGUGAGGCUGGGCUCCAAGCUGAGCGAUGCAGGAGGAGGAAGCCGUGGUUAUAGGAAAAAUUGGGAGCCACUCUGCACAGUUUUUCCUGGUGUUCACUGCUAGCAAGUACGUGGCCUACCCAUGACUUCAGAUGUAUUCCCGAUGAGCCCAACACCCCACCAGGGGCAAAGGUGGGGAGUUGGCUGGCAUGAGGGUAUUUCGCUGUUUUGGUGCAGUUUUGUGGAGACCUCGAUUGCUUCAGCAAGUGGUUGGGAGUGCCAGUUUCCACAAACCAUGCAAAGCCAUGUUGCCAAUGCAAAUGCAUAAUUGCUGGAAAUGGCAGCUGGAUGGACAAGCCAUUGAAUUCACCUUGGCAAAGCACAAUCCUGACACCCAGGAAUUGGAAGCAACACUGGCAGAGCACUUGCCAAUUUCGACUACGCGGCAUAGAUGGAAAUGGAAAAAAUUGAAACGUAAAAAUUGAAAAUCUAAAGUUUGAAUCGAACACCGGAAGGAUG
Durusdinium trenchii is the source of this 2897-nucleotide messenger RNA. The record is from the annotation of a GenBank genome assembly. NCBI's taxonomy places the organism in Eukaryota, Dinophyceae, Suessiales, Symbiodiniaceae.